Pseudogymnoascus destructans is the source of this 1155-nucleotide messenger RNA. RefSeq lists its product as uncharacterized. The record is from RefSeq and is a predicted model, not a curated record. The transcript has 3 exons. Gene Ontology annotation, molecular function: protein binding; RNA nuclease activity; RNA binding. Lineage: Eukaryota; Fungi; Ascomycota; Leotiomycetes; Thelebolales; Thelebolaceae. The coding region runs from base 1 to 1155 and encodes 384 amino acids. Gene Ontology annotation, biological process: RNA processing.
AUGAUGGCGCUCACUUGUGCUGCAAUUAAGGGGAGUGAGAAAAUUCUAGACCAGCUGCUUGCUGCCCCUGGUAUUGACGUUAAUGCUGCUAGCAAGAACGGCGCAACAGCGCUCUUGCUUGCUGCAAGUAGGGGCCAGAAAGGGACCGUAAGGAAGCUGCUCGCUGCCCCAAGUAUUAAUGCCAAUGCUGUUAAUACUCCAACCAAGAACGGCGAAAUGCCGCUCUUGUCCGCUGCAAAAUGGGGUUAUGAGGAAGUCAUAGGCCAGCUGCUCGCUGUUCCAGGUAUCAACGUCAAUGCGGUCAAUAAGGACGGACAAACGCCUCUCUUUGUUGCUGCAAGUGAGGGGCACGAUGGGGUUGUAGGCCAGCUGCUUGCUGCCCCUGGUAUCAAUGUCAAUGCUGCGAACAAGGACGGACAAAUGCCACUCUGGCAAGCUCUACAUUGCAGUUAUGAGGCAAUUGUAGCCCAGCUUCUCACUGCCCCUGGUAUUAACGUCAAUGCUGCUGACAAGGAAGGCUUCACGCCACUCUAUAUUGCUGCAUUUAAUGGGAAUGAGGCUAUCAUAGGCCAGCUGCUUGCUUUCCCUGGUAUUGACGUCAAUGCUGCUGACAAGUACGGCCAAGCACCACUCUUGGGUGCAGCAAUUGGGGGGCAUGAUGGGGUCGUUAGGCAGCUGCUCGCUAUCCCUAGUAUUAACGUUAAUGAUAAGAAUGGCCAUAUACCACUCUGGUGUGCUAUAGUUCACGGGCAUGAUGCGAUCAUCAGCCAGCUACUAGCCACCCUUAGCAUUAAAGUCAAUGUUAGGGACAAGUACGGCUCAACACCACUUCACUGGGCUGUAGAUGAAGGGAAUCAGGCAGCCACGCUGCUUGGUGCCCCUAUCAUCGACAUCAAUGCUGCUGAUGAGAUGGGCUCAUCGCCGCUUUGGCAGGCUGCAUAUGCCGGGCAUGAGGCGGUUGUAGGCCAGUUGAUCACUGCCCCCGGCAUCAAUGUCAAUCUACAGACAAGGGCGGCACAACACCGCUCCUCAUGGCUGCAUAUGGGGCAUCAAGAAGUUGUAGCACAGCUGCUUACCGCCCCCAAUAUCGAUAUCAACGCUGCUAACGAUGCCGGAAUGACGCCGCUAUCUACCAUGGUCACGAAGGGAUUGUAA